AUGGACGCGGUUAAAGGAAUGCCAAUGAUACUUGGGGGUGAUGCCGCAGAAUGGUGGCGUGGCGUUAAGGAGCAAGUCGUUGAUUUUGCAGACGUUACACGUAGACUGCGCGAAGGUUUUUCACCUUCAAAACCGGCCUGGCGAAUUUAUGCCGAAGUCUUUGAUUUAAAGCAACAGAAGAGUGACCCGACGAAAACCUUUGUUCGGAAAAAGCGAGCGUUAUUUUCGCAGCUAGAUGUCGUUCCUGCCGAAGCAGAACAACUAGAUAUGCUGUUUGGUAUGGUGCACGCACAAAUAUGGGAAAGAGUAAGCCGACGGAAGAUAUCAUCUUAUGAAGAUUUGCUCAGCGAGGCUCAAGAAGCCGAACUUUUCUAA
Anastrepha ludens (Mexican fruit fly) is the source of this 375-nucleotide messenger RNA. RefSeq names its product activity-regulated cytoskeleton associated protein 1-like. The record is from RefSeq and is a predicted model, not a curated record. The transcript has a single exon. Lineage: Eukaryota; Metazoa; Arthropoda; Insecta; Diptera; Tephritidae. Bases 1 to 375 code for a protein of 124 amino acids.